This is a messenger RNA of Nerophis ophidion (straightnose pipefish), 3097 nucleotides long. It is a transcript of the gene tmem119a, whose product is annotated as transmembrane protein 119a. The transcript has 2 exons. Gene Ontology annotation, biological process: positive regulation of osteoblast proliferation; positive regulation of osteoblast differentiation; ossification. Lineage: Eukaryota; Metazoa; Chordata; Actinopteri; Syngnathiformes; Syngnathidae. The record is from RefSeq and is a predicted model, not a curated record. The coding region runs from base 1586 to 2308 and encodes 240 amino acids. Gene Ontology annotation, cellular component: plasma membrane.
ACUGUGAAGCAUGGGGGUGGAAACAUCAUGAUUUGGGGCUGUUUUUCUGCUAAGGGGACAGGACGAUUGAUCCGUGUUAAGGAAAGAAUGAAUGGGGCCAUGUAUCGUGAGAUUUUGAGCCAAAACCUCCUUCCAUCAGUGAGAGCUUUGAAUGGUUGACCAAAUACUUAUUUUCCACCAUAAUUUACAAAUAAAUUCUUUAAAAUUCCUACAAUGUGAAUUCCUGGAUUUUUUUUUUCCACAUUCUGUCUCUCACAGUUGAAGUGUACCUAUGAUGGAAAUUACAGACCUCUGUCAGCAUUUUAAGUGGGAGAACUUGCACAAUCGGUGGCUGACUAAAUACUUUUUGCCCCACUGUAUAUCUCCUGAUGAUUAAGGGAACCCCUCAUGAAACAGUUCUGUAGAGAUUAAGUAGUUUGGGGGGCUUUUUUUCCCACACAUAUAUAUAUAUAUAUAUAUUAUAUAUAUAUAUAUAUAUAUAUAUAUAUAUACAUAUAUAUAUAUAUAUAUAUAUAUAUAUAUAUAUAUAUAUAUAUAUAAAAUACAUCAUUGAGCUUAUCUACGCCCUCUUGUGGUCUGUAUAAUCAUCAACUCCUGUAAACAAAGCAGGUUAUCAUGAAUGUGCCUGUACAAUAUAUAGUACAUAUAUACUUACAGUGUGUAUAUAAAACCUUGUUGGAGGUUAUUAAGAAUCUGCCUGUUACAACAGUACAUAUAAACUUACAGUGUUUAUAUAAAACCUUGAUGGAUGUUUUUUAGAGCGCUUUAUAGGCGGAAUGCGUGGAAUCACUGUUACCUGCAUUGUUAGCUGCAAAUUGCUAGUGUUUCUUUAUGAUUUAGAGUACAUCAAAAAGAGAAAGAAAAGUGUGUUAAUCUGGAUUGUGAAAAUUAAAAUGAAAAAAAAAAAAACGAGGAAUCAAUUUAAUAUACAAAUUGUAUACAUGGUCAGAAAAGGUUGAUGACUUGUACCUAAUUGCCACUUUAUUCCCUGACAUGUCGUGCUAAUACCACAUGACUCUUACUGUAAAUAGAUGCUUUGUACUCAGUACAGUUAGUCCAUGUUGGCUCUCUACACGUGUUUUGCGAUGAGAGGCCUGCUUUCUCCCCGCACUGGUCUUGUACGCCAUGCAGAGACAGGCUGUAAUCAAGGCCAUGUAAUUAAAGAGGCACUGUAGAUUUGAGACUCGCCCCACGAUGGACCGAAAUACCGCCAAACUUGGACCCCGUCCGGAAAAAUGCAACGUCGUCAAACGUGAGUUGAAGCGUUUUUCAUUGAUUAGUUGGUUUUAUGUGCACACUUUCUGCAAAAAUUGUGUUUGAGGUUGUCCGUUUAAAGUCUUUCCUACAUUUUGUUUGCGAACUGAAAAAGUAGAAGGUAGGAACAUGUAGAGAAGAAGGAGAGAAAGAGGGAGGGGAAGCUAAAGCACGGAGGGAUGGACAUCACUUUGCAAAAAAUCCUUCAGUAUAACAGGAAUGCUGGGAAACUCUCCUCCUCUCUUCUAUUCGCCUUUUUUGCCCUCUUCGUCCUCCACUCCCUGAGGUCCUGCUCUCCAAUUAAACAAGAAUAACUUGUUUCGCCGUGAAGAUGACAUCCCGCUUGGUUCUGCAUGUGACCCUGCUGUCGCUGUGGUGCACCCUGGCCCAGUGUGCUCCCAUGUUCUACAACGUGUCCAUGGACGGGAGCGGCGACGACGGGCUGGAGUUCCUCUUCCCCAAGUCCUUCUCCACCCGCGCUCCUGUGGAGGUCAGCGCCGCCCCCACCCAGCCGCCCUCCCUCACCAACACCAUCACCACCACCAUGAUCCGCCUGAAGGACUUCGUCCUGAGCCGAGUGGUGGACUUCCUGCAGCAGAAUCUCCUGAUCAUCGUCGUGGUCACCUCCCUCCUCAUCGUCUUGGUCUUCAUCAUCUGCUGCGCCUCCGCCAUGAGUCAGAAGCGCAAGCUGGAGGCCUACAAGCCCGCCUCGCCCCCUCCUCGGACGAACGCAGCGGAUAAAAGCGCCGGACGUAAGGGUUCCCACGAGUCCCAGGAGAGGCCGUACGCCGUGGACCACGUCAAACGGGUCCAGAUACAAAGCAGGGCGUCGCCGAAGAACGAGCGCACACCCUCCAAGGCUCUGGUGGGAGAGAAGGGAAGAGAGGGGAAGUCAUCGCCCCGCCAGGAGGUGAGGAAGGUCAGGGAGGUGGAGGAGGUGGAGAAGCGGCGGGAGGAGCCCAAGCAAAAAGAGCAGACGAGGUACAGGGAGGAGGCGCAGCACACCUCCAGUCAGCCUGCCUGCACCUGCCACCUGAAGAAAGCCCACCACUAGACCACCUUUCAAACACACCACAGAGCCACAACAUUAGGUACACUGAACUCCCUUUUCGUGCUUCCUGGUGACUCUGACAUCUUUUCUCAAAGUGGAUUUAUCCAACACAUUCAAUACAGAGUGGCCAGAUUAUGAAUUUAAAUACGUUUUUUUUAAGUUUCGAAUUUUAAUCAAGGGUCUUGAAUGAGCCACAGUUAUGGUCAAUGAGACACAAAAAAACCUAUAACUUUCAGGUAGAUUUAUCGUAUUUUUCCAUGUCUUCUAUCGCCUCAUCCUUGCUCCAAAAUGUUGCUGCUGUGUGUGAACGCUCAAAGGUGAUCUUUGGUGACGUCAUGUCGUCUUUCUUCAAAGCUCGACUCCUGAAGGGACCCCCCAUCCACCUCCACAGUAAUCCCAACGUCGCUGCCCCAAAAAACAACACACUUGCUGUGUUUUCAUGCACUAAAAACACAAUCUAUUGCAUCAUUUCAGUGGAUUUCAUUUUUUUUAAAACACAUGUAAAAAAAAACUGCCUCUCUGGUGAAGUGUUAAGGGCAUGUCCAGCUGGGAGGACACGCUGGAGGGACUAUGUCUCACAGCUGGCCUGGGAAUGCUUCGGUGUCCCCCCCUGUGGACCUAGAGGAGGUGGCCAGGGACAGGGAAGUCUGAGCAUCUCUGCUUAGACUGCUGCCCCCGCGACCCAGACAAGGAUAGGUGGCGGUAAUGGAUGGAUGGAUGUAAAAACCUCACUUAGAUAUUUUACUUUAACAAAUGGGAUUAUCAUAUCUACAAAAUCGCCCCCCCCCCCCA